Penicillium verrucosum is the source of this 2475-nucleotide messenger RNA. RefSeq names its product putative differentiation regulator (Nrd1). Gene Ontology annotation, biological process: mRNA splicing, via spliceosome. The record is from RefSeq and is a predicted model, not a curated record. Gene Ontology annotation, molecular function: mRNA binding. Gene Ontology annotation, cellular component: cytoplasmic stress granule. The transcript has a single exon. Lineage: Eukaryota; Fungi; Ascomycota; Eurotiomycetes; Eurotiales; Aspergillaceae. Bases 1 to 2475 code for a protein of 824 amino acids.
AUGCAAGCCUCGGAUGUAUCGAGCAUCCCGAAUAACUCGCGUCUAAUUCCUCCCGGGUCUAAAUACGCGCUGAACGGUGACACUGGCUUUUCCCACGGAGCUUAUAACAAUAACCACCCCAACCCUAUCCAAGGAUUCUCGGAUCGGAACGCUCGUCGCGCCAAUAUCCCCGCCAUAAACACAGCCGCCGGCCAACACUCAGAUAUGGCAUCCGGUUUCGAUAUGAACUAUACCCCCCUUCUCCCCUCCCAGCUGCUAGUAGGCAGUCCUUUCCAACCAGGAACUCCCUCGGCUUUUGCUUCACCUCAGUUUGCCAAUUUUGGUGGCUUCCCGCAGGCCAAUGGCAAUGGACACGCCCAAAACAACCAGAACCAUAUGCACAGCCCAACGCAAGGAAUGCAGAACCACGGUAUGUAUGGAAUGAUGUCACCUGAUGGCAUGGGUGCCUCUCAAAUGAUGGGACCUCAAUCGCCAAUCAAUGGUCUUGGAGGUAUGGGCAAUGCAGCUCUGGGUAGCCCCCAAGCUUCCGUGGCCCCGGGUAUGCUGUCAGGGACCAGUCGUACCGUGUAUCUUGGAAACAUCCCGGCUGAAACAUCUGCCGAGGAGAUUUUAAAUCACGUGCGUAGUGGUCAAAUUGAGUCGGUACGCUUGCUUCCUGAUAAAAACUGUGCCUUUAUCUCCUUUUUGGAUAGCAGCUCCGCUACUCAUUUCCAUUCAGAUGCCAUCUUGAAGAAGUUGGCCAUCAAGGGAAAUGACAUCAAGGUCGGCUGGGGUAAGCCUUCACAGGUCCCCACCUCAGUCGCCCUGGCUGUGCAACAGUCGGGAGCGUCGCGUAAUGUUUACCUUGGAAACCUGCCCGAGGAAACAUCCGAGGAUGAUAUGCGAGAGGAUCUGGGCAAAUUUGGGCCCAUUGAUACCGUGAAGAUCGUUAAGGAGAAGGCGAUUGGAUUCGUCCAUUUCCUGUCGAUUAGUAAUGCCAUGAAGGCCGUUACCCAGCUCCCCCAGGAGCAGCAAUGGCAAGCGCCAAAGCGGGUGUUCUACGGCAAGGACCGCUGUGCGUAUGUGUCCAAGACUCAGCAACAAAAUGCUGCGCAGUUCCUUGGAAUUGCACCCGGAUAUGCGCACGUUCUGAAUACCGCGGAUCGUGAUCUGAUUUCUAAUGCGCUUGCGCAGCAGUCUGUUGCUGCGGCCGCCGUUGCAACCACGGCGGGCGGUGUCAACAAUCUCGGCAACCGCACCAUCUACCUUGGAAAUAUUCACCCCGAAACUACUAUCGAAGAGAUUUGCAAUGUCGUCCGCGGAGGCUUGCUACACCAUGUUCGAUAUAUCCCAGAUAAGCACAUUUGCUUCGUUACAUUCAUCGAUCCCACCUCGGCCGCCUCCUUCUACGCCUUAAGCAAUCUGCAGGGGCUGAUGAUCCACAACCGACGCCUGAAGAUUGGAUGGGGCAAACACUCUGGCCCUCUCCCACCCGCCAUUGCGUUAGCCGUCAGCGGCGGCGCAUCACGAAAUGUCUAUAUUGGUAACUUGGACGAGGCCUGGACGGAGGAACGCCUUCGCCAGGACUUCUCGGAGUACGGUGAGAUCGAGUUGGUGAACACACUGCGCGAGAAGAGCUGCGCCUUCGUUAACUUCACAAACAUCGCCAAUGCCAUCAAGGCUAUUGAGGGAAUGCGCAAUCGGGAGGACUACCGGCGAUUCAAGAUCAACUUCGGCAAGGACCGCUGCGGAAACCCACCGCGUCAAGCCGGAAACACCCAGAACGGACAGCAGAACCGCAACGGAACCGGCAUGGAAGGCCAGUCACCACCAUCCGUUCUCAACGGAUUCCAGCAGAACCUCAGCCAGUCUGGCUCCCAGUCCAGCCCGACUCGCUCUGCCCUUUCCCCAGCAUCGGGAUCCACCGGCUCCCAAAAUGGACAGCACCGCCACCCGCUGCAGAAUGUGACCUCUCCCUCCGGAGCUCUGAAUGUCGGCUCGAGCAAUCCGCUGACCAUGUACCUGAACCAGAUGUCUGCUCAUCAGACACAGGAGGAUCAUGAGAACCACCUCAAUGACUCUAUGGCCCUCUCUAGCUUACAGUCCCAGUCACAGCAGUCGCUGUACAACAGCGUCAGCAACGGCGACAUGUCAAAUGGACACAUGGACCCGCCUAUGCACCAACACAAGUCCACCAACAGCUACCUGAGCGUGGCAAAUGGACCAGGACACGGUCACCACGCAAGCACCAGCAGCCUUAGCGUGCCCCGUGCUUCGCACUCGCGGGCUGUCAGCUUGCCCUCAUUCUCCCAGGAGCCCUUCGGACCUGUCUCGGGCCAACACGGCCACACUCGCGCAGGUGCGGCCCACCAGCCUCAGAGCAGCUUCUCCAGCUUCUCUGCCCUCGGUGGACUCAACCACUCAGGAUUUGGCCUGGCCAUUCAAAACGAAAACUCUCUGCCCGGCUGGGCUGAAGAGGAGAUCGGAGCCAAAUAA